Molecule: messenger RNA, 767 nt
Organism: Triticum dicoccoides
Lineage: Eukaryota; Viridiplantae; Streptophyta; Magnoliopsida; Poales; Poaceae
Product: RING-H2 finger protein ATL2-like
Exons: 1
Coding region: 1-678 (225 amino acids)
Biological process (GO): protein ubiquitination
Source: RefSeq, a predicted model, not a curated record
AUGGGCGACGGCCACGGCCCACGCGGCAGCACCAAUGGCCCGCCGCCGCUCCCAUGCGUCGGCGUUGUAGUGGUCCCCGGGGCGCGCACCGAACAGAUGGGGGAUCCGUCGAGCUACGCCGUCGCCGGCAAGCUCCUGGUCGCCGCGGCCGGGGCGCUCGCGGGCUUCCUCCUGGCCCUCGUCGCGCUGCACGCGUACAGCAGCGCCCGGCGCCGGCGCGCGCGCGACCGCCUCCGCCUCCGCCACGGCCUGCCGUCCAUCUCCGGCGGCGCCGUCCACGGCGGCGUGGCGGUGGCGCCUUCGCCGCGGGGGCUGGACCCCGCGGUGCUCCGCGCGCUCCCCGUGGCCGCCGCGGGCGACGGCGCCGGGGACUGCGCGGUGUGCCUCGCGGGGCUCGAGCGCGGGGAGGAGGCGCGAGCGCUGCCGCGGUGCGGCCACCGGUUCCACGUGGGGUGCAUCGACGCGUGGUUCCGCGGGAACUCCACGUGCCCGCUGUGCCGCGCGGACGUCGAGGCGCCGGACGACGACGCUGAGGCCGAGGUGCGCGUAGUCGUAGACGUGGAGACGGGGGACGCCGCGGCCAAGGGCGGUGCGCCGGUGAUGAAGAGGCUGUCGAGCGGCACGGAUCUUGACAAGACGAGGCGGGCCUUUGCUUCCACCCGAUCUGCUUCAUUCUGACGUGCAUGCUCGAGCCAAACAGUUUUGGGAUGUUUAUUCCAUCGGACCGUCAAUAUCCAUUUGCUGAUCAUACUCGGCUGUCUGGUCUC